Messenger RNA from Hippocampus comes (tiger tail seahorse), 2771 nucleotides. Its product is annotated as oxysterol-binding protein-related protein 2-like. Gene Ontology annotation, molecular function: cholesterol binding. Bases 207 to 1595 code for a protein of 462 amino acids. Gene Ontology annotation, cellular component: cytosol; plasma membrane; perinuclear endoplasmic reticulum. NCBI's taxonomy places the organism in Eukaryota, Metazoa, Chordata, Actinopteri, Syngnathiformes, Syngnathidae. The record is from RefSeq and is a predicted model, not a curated record. The transcript has 14 exons.
CACGUCAGUCAUUGUGUCCUUGCCACCAACUUCCGGCUGUUCGAAGACGAUCAAGUGAACUGUCCUCGAUUGUUUACCUUAGCGGGUCAGUCAUUGGCUAGACAGUCGCUGUGUUUUGGCUCUCCGAUGUUCGGAGGGAGUCCAGACUGGGUGGCUCGCUUGCUGGUUUCACCAUGACUACUGAGUGACUGUCCUCUCGACUCACUAUGAACAGCGAGGAGGAGUUCUACGAUGCCGAGACAGGGCUUGAUUCAGAUGAUUCCUUGGAGGUCAGUUUCAAAGAUGCCCUGGUGUUUGACAGCAGCAAUCAAGUCACAGAUGGCUGCGCUGCAGAGUACGCUGCAGUGUGGCGGCAUAGGGAAACCCUGCCUGCUAAAAUGGUCACCAGAGGCAAUUUCAGUGUGACAAGCAUCUUGAGGAAAUGUAUUGGCAUGGAGCUGUCCAAAAUAGCCAUGCCGAUUGUGUUUAAUGAGCCACUCAGCUUCCUCCAGAGACUCUCGGAGUACAUGGAACAUACUCACCUUAUCCACAGAGCAUGCGCUUUGUCUGACUCCAUAGAACGCAUGCAGGUUGUUGCUGCCUUUGCGGUUUCAGCUGUAGCAUCUCAAUGGGAACGGACUGGAAAGCCAUUUAAUCCGUUAUUGGGGGAGACGUUUGAACUCACAAGAGAGGAAGAUGGCUACAGAUUGAUCUCAGAGCAGGUGAGCCAUCACCCUCCUGUCAGUGCCUUCCAUGCAGAGUCAUUGAAGCAAGAAUUUGCAUUCCAUGGAUCCGUCUACCCCAAACUCACAUUCUGGGGCAAAAGUGUGGAGGCCCAACCUAGAGGCACCAUGACGCUGGAGUUAUUGAAACAUAAAGAAGCAUACACAUGGUCCAACCCAAUGUGCUGCGUGCAUAACGUCAUUAUAGGAAAGAUUUGGAUCGAGCAGUACGGAACAGUAGAGAUUGUUAACCACAGCACAGGAGAGAAGUGUGUGUUGAACUUCAAACCGGGUGGAAUGUUUGGGAAAGAGCUGCACAAAGUGGAGGGUCACAUACAAGACAGCGGGAAGAAGAAAUGCCGCAUGAUUUAUGGCAAAUGGACUGAGUGCAUGUACAGUGUGGAGCCCAAGGUUUAUGAAGCACAUAAGAAGUCUAAGAAGGCAGGAGCAGACUCAAAGAAGCUGAAGGAGGAACAUAGUUGUGAUGGUGAGAAUACAGUUCAAGACACUGUGACUGUGAUACCAGGAAGUGCCUUACUCUGGAGGAUAUCACCACGGCCUCAUCACUCGGCACAGAUGUACAACUUUACCAGCUUUGCCGUGACCUUAAAUGAGCUGGAGCCUGGCAUGGAGCGACUACUGGCGCCAACUGACUGCCGGCAGAGGCCCGAUAUCCGAGCAAUGGAGAGUGGAGACUUAGACACGGCAAGUGCAGAGAAAGAGCGUCUUGAGGAGAAACAGAGGGCCGCACGUCGAAAGCGAUCCAAGGAUGAGAAGAAGUGGUCAACCAGGUGGUUCCAGCUGGGAGUCAACCCUCACACUGGUGUGGAGGAUUGGCUCUACAUGGGCGAAUACUUUGACAGGAACUUCGCCGACUGUCCCAACAUUUACUGACGGUAGAAGAUGUUCUCACUUGAUUUCACUCAGCAUUUUAAGAUAAGUGUGCCGUAUUGGACACAUCUGUGGUAGCGUUUGAACUAAUCAUGUCAAUGCCACCCACGGAAAAGGUUAUCCUAAGUUUACUCUUGUAGAUGUUGAUCAUAAUUCCCACUAUACUCACCUUUGAUGUGCUCUCCUAAUCAUAGCCCACGUGAUGUCAAUGUUACGCAGCUGUAAAAUGAUUUGAAUCGCAGGACAUACAGCCUGGCCUCCCUUUAAGUUCACACGCUAACCUUCAAUGUUACAUGUCAACGCACAAUGUAUUUCUAUCAAGUUGCAUUCAAAUGUCAGAGGUUAUUUAAACACAUGCUACUUUACUUUAAUGCGUUAUCAAAUAAAAAAGCCAACUAACCCGCUCUGAAGAGAUCAUGAGUGUUUUCUCGCAAUAGCAAGAUGCUUUUCCCCACAUUUACUUCCACAGUAAAAUGCUAUUGUAGGUUGCCACAUUCUGAUGUAGCUGCUAAUGUGUCGAUUUUUUUGGUGCACGCAUGGCACUCAAAGCUGGUCUUUUACAAAUGUCAAAGCCAUCAAAUAUCUUCUGCACUGAGGGAAAAUACUGAUGUAUUCAGAUCGAACUUCAAAACAAAGGGAUUCGAAGCAUACUGUGUUUUAUCCGAAAGCUGUGACUGUAUAUUUUAGACUUUUUAUAUUCACACAAGAGCCGUUAAUUCUGACGUGAGUGUAAAGACUUCUAUCAUUUUCUUCCAACAACCAAAGUCUAAUGUCAGAAUAGGGCUCGAACCUUUAUGCAAGCUGAUGCAUACAGUUGACCCCUCUGAAAUGUGAAAAAUUCAAACAUUUAAUUCCCGUAGGGCUGGAUUGAAAAACAUUGAUGAAUCGAAUUUCAUCUGUUUGCUUUUUUAUAGUCCAAUAUCAAUUCUUAAAAGAAAUACCAUCGCAGAAGCACUCAAACCAGCGCCAACAAGCUAGAAGGAAGACGUAUGGACGUUUUGGGGGUUUUAAAAAAUGUGAAAACAGCAAUGAACUUAUGCUUUGUGAAACAGUCACAAGAAGGUGAAUUUCAUGACAGUGUUCAACACGUUAUUUACACAGACUGCCCUGUGUUGGAAUUGAUUGAAAUUAUUUGUUUUGAUCAUGUCAUGUUCAAUAAAGCACACGUGAUGAAUGUAA